Ziziphus jujuba (common jujube) is the source of this 1425-nucleotide messenger RNA. RefSeq names its product anthocyanidin 3-O-glucosyltransferase 5-like. The record is from RefSeq and is a predicted model, not a curated record. The coding region runs from base 1 to 1425 and encodes 474 amino acids. The transcript has a single exon. NCBI's taxonomy places the organism in Eukaryota, Viridiplantae, Streptophyta, Magnoliopsida, Rosales, Rhamnaceae. Gene Ontology annotation, molecular function: UDP-glycosyltransferase activity.
AUGGGGGAUCAUGGGGAUGAUGACAAGAAGGCUCACGUGGUAGUGCUGGCAAGUCCCGGCAUGGGGCACGUGACCCCUCUCCUUGAGUUGGCCAAAACACUCGUCCUCCACCUUGGAUUCCACGUCAGCUUUCUUGCCAUCCCUGCCGAAGAAGCAUCUCCGGCACAAAUUCACCUCCUCCGAUCGCCCAAUCUUCCUCCUGACCUCCAUGUUAUCGAUCUUCCUCGCGCUCAUGUAUCAAGUACUCUUCGCCACGACAUGGGGGUUUUCUCUCGUCUCUGCGUCGUCGUCCGAGAGGCACUGCGUUUUCUUCCUCCAUUCCUAAAUCAAAACUCCGUAAACGCGCUCAUCACCGAUCCCUUCUGUCUCGCUGCUUUCGAUAUAUUCGACGACGACGACGUCUCGGUUCCGACGUAUGUAUUCUUCACCAGCUCAGCUUCUCUUCUGGCGUUGACCUUCUACUUGCCGACCUUAGACGAAAUGGUUGUCGGAGAUUAUAGUAAAAUCUCAGACGAGGUACGUGUCCCUGGUUGCAAGCCUUUGCCGGUUGAAGACUUAAUUAACGAUGUUCUUGAUCGCCAAGUUCUUCCUAUUUCGAACCGGUUACCAACGGUAGCCGGUAUCCUGUUAAAUACUUGGGAGGAGCUUGAGCCGGUUACACUCCGCUCUUUCAGAGAGACACCGUUCUUUCUUCAAAUACCAAUCCCACCGGUUUACCCCAUCGGACCCAUCACGAAAAGAGAUCCUGAACCGGCCGUAAAAAGUAGUACGUCGCACGCAAACUUGAUUUCAUGGCUAGAUAAACAGCCUUCCUGUUCGGUUGUUUACGUGUCGUUUGGCAGCGGUGGGACCCUUUCAGCAGAGCAAACUAAUGAGUUGGCUCGGGGUUUGGAGCUGAGUGGGCAACGAUUCGUCUGGGUCGCUCGGCCUCCAGCUGAAGCUAACGCUUCUGGUAACUUUUUCAACGCGGGUGAUGAGGUGGAAGAUCCGGCCACGUAUCUGGAACAAGGGUUUCGGGAUAGGACAGAAGGAGUGGGGAUGGUGAUAUCCUCGUGGGCCCCACAGGAGGAGGUGCUUCGUCAUCCAUCCAUAGCUGGGUUUUUAACCCAUUGCGGAUGGAAUUCUUUACUGGAAAGCAUUGUUUAUGGCGUACCGAUGAUCGCGUGGCCAAUGUACAACGAGCAGAGAAUGAACGCCAGGAUGCUAAUUGAAAUGGGUUUGGCCGUUAAGCCAGAGGUUGGAGAAGGGAAGAGGGUGGUGGGGUGGAGUGAGAUUGAGAAGGUGGUGAGGAUGAUUGUGGAGGGUGAACAAGGGAUGCUGAUAAGGAGUAGGGUUAGAGAAUUCCAAAACAGUGCUUUGCGAGCAUUUAAUAAUGGAUCGCUUGCUUGUGUGGCUAAUCAAUGGAAGGUCGAAUCCGGUCUUUGA